CCAUAUCGUUCACUUGAUCCACGGAGCUCCAAUGCACCCCCCACCAGGUUUUGCACAGUCCCCUAUAAGCUCACCCGCUCAUUGGAAUGUUGCCCAUGAUGCCGGAAAUAGUGCUGUUCCUCAAGGCUUUUCGGUCGUACAAACUGCCCUACCUGCGGUCCAGCCUGUAUGGAAACAUAGUUUUGUGCCUGUGGCAUACGCCGAUCACUGGUCGUGUGAGUAUGAACCGGUUACAUGGAUCACCAAUCAUCUCGUUCCAAACCCACAACAAGCGCAACGACAAGGAACUGGUGUGUGGCUACGGCCAGACGCGGUUCCAUCUCAAUCAGCUUAUUCGGGCGGCAGACACAGAGAAUCACUGACACGAGAGAGAGUGCCCUACGAGCAAACAGAUCACUCUAGAUUUCGUGAUCCAUCCAGAGCAAAUACCAACCUGAAAUCAGAUGGUGCCGCUGACGCCUCUAAAGUUCAACCACAAGUCGUAACGGCCUUGGACGGUACUAGAGAUUCAGUGCCAGACCCCUUGCAGAAGGGCAAUGCUGCAAGGAAACGUAAAGGAUUGAUCCCAGCGCCUAUUGUCAUACCUCCAAGAAGUUUCAAUCCGAGCGGAGUAGGGAUGAAAGGCAAGUCUUGGCCAUACUUUCCGGCAAAAGAUGAGGAAAGGAUCGUGAACAGAGCAGGUAUUACAUCCGAGGAAACUCAACUCCCGACACAAAAUCAGGAAACAAAAAUUGAUCGAGCCGUAAACAAAGCCGGGAAUGCAUCCGAUUCCCACCAAACACAGGGUCAACACGCGCCGGACCUGGCAUUACCGAACUCUGCGAAGGAAAAAGAAAGUGCAACCGAUCAGGUUCGGAAAUCUGACUCCAGUGAAUAUUCGCUUCCUCCACACAAGACUGUUGCAGAUGCUGGCAGAGGCGAUCACCAAAAUAAAAUCUCUCAAACAGGAAAUGAUAGGGUCAUGAACAUUCCCAUUGAAUCAAUCAAGACAGGUAGGGAGGCUCACAUUGAAGGUAAAACUACAGCUCCAACCCCAUCAGCUCAAACUCAAUUUGACUCCGAGAACCACUUUGGAAUCCCAAUAAAUGCUCCUGUGCUGGCUCCUCAAAGCAGCCUCGGGCCUGCCGAGCAUGGAACACAACUGGUCCCUUCUGCGGACUCGAAGAAGACAGAACCUAAUCUGAAUAAGAAGGAUGUCUCCCAAAGUCAGAGAGGCGAAUCAUCAGCCUCUUCUGAUAUGACGUUGAACGAAAAUCAGAGCCCUAAAAAAGAAACUAUUUCGCCGAUGAAGGCUCCCAUUAAAUCGACCAAACCAAGCAGUGAGGAGAGCGUUGGAAGUCAAGUUGCGACUCCGACUACCCACGCAGAUCGAAAUCACUUCUCCUCAGAGAACCACUUGGGAGUCCCAAAACAAGAUGCUGGGGAAACCCCUAAAAUCAGUCCCGGCCCAGCAGAAAACGGAAUACAUGUGCCAGCUGCCGUACAAUCUUUCAAAAGCGCGCUUUUGAAAAACACUGUCACUUCUGACGCCGGGAAGAAGACUGAAGGAGAGGAACAAAUGAUUGAACAAACCAUUCCGAAUCUACGGGCUCAUUCAAUAAACGCUCAGGAUACCAAGCCUGGUAGAAUAUCUUCAAAUCAUUCGGUCAAGUCGAAGCCGCAAAAUUUUCAAUAUCAGCCCGUCCUUGCCAAAAAAAUUGCAAACUCUCAGGCUAGUAAAAAAACUCCAAUUAUCGAUCCUAUUUCCGCUGCAACUGAAACCAAGGGCCAAAAACGAAAUAUAAAAGAUAACCCACUAAAGAAAAAGAUUAACACGAGUACUUCUGAAGUUCAAAAUGACCCGGGUGGUGCUACCUUGAAGAAUCGAUUCGAAAAAAUUGCAAACAAGGAUACUCGGGCACAAGAUGGGACUGCCCUUGGUUCGAAAGACAGUCACCUGAGAUCAUCUGAUAUGGACUCCAAGCCUGAGAUUGAUUCGACAUUGCUGGAUCAAGAAGUCCCUCGCAAAGAAACAUCUGCACCCGAGAAUCAAGAAGCCCAUCCAGAAAAGGUCGAGAGUACAAUUACAAAGUCAAACCAAAGUAACAAUGAGAAUGAGCAGAUGGCUGCGAUUUUGGAGAAGGGAAACGAAACUCCUCCAGAACACUCAAAUAAAAGAAAAAAGAAAAAGAAAUCCAAAAGCCCAAAAACAAGCCCAGACAAAUCCGAAGCUAUCGAAGCGCAUGAAGAUCCGAGAAAUGUCAUUACGGAUCCAGAAAAGCAGGUUCCAGACAAAGAUGACGAAACCCAGGAAGCAGCCAGAAAGAAAGUAGAAGUCAAAUUUGACGAACAGCGCAAGCUCUUAGAGAUGGAUUUCGAGAUGAAGAAAUUGAAACCAAAAAGUCGACACCGCUUGGAUGAAGAAGCGAGUCUUUACGAACGAUUGUACUUAGCCUUUCACCCUGGAUCAAAUCUUGCUGAAGAUGAGAUUUUUCCGGGAAUCAAGAGGCCUAAACCUACCUAUAAGCUUGUUGAGGAUAAGGCCAUUGACCCCCCCGAAGCGGAUCCACAACACAAGACAGAAGAAGUCGAUGAUCCAAAUCUCAAGAAACGGCUCGAGUUCUGGGACCCUGAAUGGGUGCAGACGUGGAAGAGCAGAAACCUGGACUUGAAUCUAAUGGAUAAUUUAUCGCGUCAUUUGAAAGUGAAAGACAAAACCCCAGACUUAGCUUUGGAAGAUAUGAAGCUUGAUAGAUACCAGCUUUUUAGGGACAUUUGUUCCCAGAACCAGAAGAAAUUCAUGCAGGCUCAGUUCUGGAUCAGUGGCGAUGAGAUACUUGAGGUCGACGAAACUAAACGACGAAUGAAAACGACAAUCAAACAGAUUUCUGAACUCACGAUCCUCGAAAACUGGAAGCUCAUUGGGCCUGAAUUGAUUAACAGGAAACUUCUGACAAGGAAGGAGGUCGAAAAGAUCGAAAGUUUCUACAACCUCUCAAUCUAUUUUCCAAAUCCAAUAAACUAUUUACCGAAGAGGCCACUUGGAGCCAUCAAAGAUAAGAGGAAGGAUGUCUUGGAAGACAUCGAGAAAUCCUUAGGAAUCGACCACUCCAUGCGACCGAAACCAUUGCCAAUCCACACUUUUCCAGACAAGAGUCCGAUUUCGAGAUCACGACGGGAACUUUAUGAGAGCAGCAGACACAAUGGAGUCGAUAUAAUCACAGUCUUGUUUGUAGCAAGAUUAUAUAAUGCCGGCCCUCAGGCGAAAGCAAGCCUGGCCAAAAUGCUGGAAGAAUCCACACGAGACGAAUUGGUCCCAUGGCACAUUUGUGCCGAAAGACAUUGGCUGAUCAAAUACUUUAAUGGUACUGCUUGAUUUUGGCUGGCUAAGCAGAUAAUAACUUUUCCGCUGUCAUUUCGUAUG
Messenger RNA from Puccinia graminis f. sp. tritici CRL 75-36-700-3, 3403 nucleotides. RefSeq lists its product as uncharacterized. Lineage: Eukaryota; Fungi; Basidiomycota; Pucciniomycetes; Pucciniales; Pucciniaceae. The record is from RefSeq and is a predicted model, not a curated record. Bases 32 to 3355 code for a protein of 1107 amino acids. The transcript is spliced from 6 exons.